AUGAGUACUGUUGAUAAGAUGUUGAUCAAGGGAAUCCGGAGUUUCGACCCGGAGAACAAGAACGUCAUCACCUUCUUCAAGCCCUUAACCCUAAUCGUUGGUCCCAACGGUGCUGGCAAGACCACCAUCAUUGAGUGCUUGAAGCUUUCCUGCACCGGCGAGUUGCCUCCCAACGCCAGGUCUGGUCACAGCUUCAUUCACGACCCCAAGAUAAAGCUCCGAUUCAAGACGGCCGCCGGUAAAGAUGCCGUCUGUGUGAGGUCCUUUCAGCUUACGCAGAAGGCAUCCAAAAUGGAAUACAAGGCUAUCGAGAGUGUGCUUCAAACCAUCAAUCCUCACACGGGAGAGAAAGUUUGCCCCAGCAAUCGAUGCGCUGACAUGGAUCGAGAGAUUCCUGCCCUCAUGGGUGUUUCCAAGGCCAUUCUCGAAAAUGUUAUAUUCGUUCACCAGGACGAAGCUAACUGGCCCCUACAGGAUCCUUCCACCUUAAAGAAGAAGUUUGACGAUAUAUUUUCCGCAACUCGAUACACCAAGGCGUUGGAAGUUAUAAAGAAACUUCAUAAGGAGCAGGCUCAAGAGAUAAAGACUUACAAGCUCAAACUCGAACAUCUUCAAACUCUCAAAGAUGCUGCUUAUAAGCUACGGGAAAGCAUUGCACAGGAUCAAGAGAAAACAGAGUCAGUGAAAGGUCAAGUACAGCAGUUGGAAGAGAGCAUUAAACAAUUAGAGGAUAAAAUUCAUCAUGCAGAGGAAACAUUGAAGGAUUUGCGGAAGCUGCAAGAGCAGAUAUCAACUAAAACUGCUCAACGAAGCACCCUGCUUAAGGAACAAGAGAAACAACAUGCAGCUCUUGUGGAGGAGAAUGUAGAUUCUGAUGAAUUAUUGAUGGAAUGGAAGACCAAGUUUGAAGAAAGGAUUGCAAUUUUAGAAGCGAAAAUAAGAAAGUUGGAAAGAGAAAUGACCGACCUUGCUGAGAAAGGUACCGCCCUCAUGAAUAUCAUUGGUCAAUCCAACAAAGAGAUUGCCAAACUACAAGCUGAAGCAGAAGCCCACAUGUCUUUGAAGAAUGACCGUGAUUCCUCCAUUCACAGUCUUUUUGCCACAUAUAGUUUGGGACCACUUCCAAGGUCGCCUUUCAGUGUCGAGGUUGCUUUAAAUCUCACUAGUCGUGUAAAAUCCAGGUUGGCAGAUCUCGAGAAGGAUCUGGAUGAUAAAAAGAAAGUAAAUGACAACGAACUUGAGAUGGCAUGGGAUCGCAACAUGAAUGCUAAUGACUGUUGGAAAGAUACUGAUGCUAAAAUAAAGGCUAUGCAAGGGAUCAAGGAUGGCAUUUUUAAGUGCAUCGAAGAGAAGAAAAAUGAGCUCGAUUCAUUUGAACUUCAAAUGACGAAUCUGAAUUUCUCUCACAUAGAUGAAAGAGAAAAAAAUUUGAGAAAUGAGAUUGAGAGGAAGGAAAGCCAACUCUCUCAAAGACAAUUUGAACCAAAUAUACGUCAAGUGCAAAAUGAGAUAUAUAGUAUAGAUCAAAAGAUUAGAGCUGUCAAUCGUGAGAAGGAUAUCAUGGCUUCUGAUUCAGAGGACAGAGUUAUGCUAUCUCACAAGAAAGCAGAGUUGGAAAAUCGGAAGAAGAAACAUAAAAAGAUAUUUGAUGACCAAAAGGACAAAAUUAGAAAGGUGCUAAAAGGGAGGGUUCCUCUUGAUAAGGAUGUGAAAAAAGAAAUUACACAAGCAUUAAGGGCUGUUGGAGCUGAAUUUGAUGAUCUGAAUGCAAAGUACCGUGAUGCUGAGAAGGAAGUCAAUAUGUUGCAAAUAAAAAUACAAGAAGUUAAUGGUAACCUAUCCAGACACCACAAGGAUUUGGAAUCAAGAAAGAGAUUUAUUGAAUCCAAGCUUCAGUCUUUGGAUCAGCAAUGUUCUGGACUUGAUUCUUAUCUCAAGGUUUUAGAGUCUUCCAAGGAGAAAAGAGAUGUCCAGAGAAGCAAAUAUAAUAUUGCUGAUGGUAUGCGCCAAAUGUUUGAUCCUUUUGAAAGGGUUGCUAGAGGUCAUCAUGUUUGCCCUUGCUGUGAGCGCCCUUUCUCUCCGGAAGAAGAAGACAAUUUUGUCAAGAAGCAAAGAGUGAAGGCAGCCAGUUCAGCUGAACAUAUGAAAGUUCUUGCUGUGGAAUCCUCAAAUGCAGAGUCUCAUUAUCAGCAGCUGGACAAGCUUCGGAUGGUUUAUGAAGAAUAUGUUAAACUUGGCAAGGAGAUCAUCCCUAAUACUGAAAAGGAACUUCAGCAACUUAAAGAUGAGAUGGAAGACAAAUCUCAGGCUCUUGAUGAUGUUUUAGGUGUUUUAGCUCAAGUAAAGACUGACAAGGAUUUGGUUGACACAUUGGUGCAACCUGUUGAAAAUGCUGAUCGACUUUUCCAAGAAAUUCAAGAUUUGCAAAGGCAAGUUGAGGAUUUAGAAGAUAAGCUUGAUUUUCGAGGACAGGGAGUGAGGACUCUGGAAGAGAUUCAGUUGGAGCUUAACACACUGCAGAGCACUAAGGACAAUUUGCAAUCUGAAUUGGAGAGGUUGAGGGAAGAACAGAGGCAUAUGGAGAAUGAUCUAUCAAAUAUUCGAAUACGGUGGCAUAAUCUAACGAAGGAGAAAAUGAAAGCAACUAACAUAUUGGAAGGUGUCAAAAGAUUAGAAGAAGAAUUGGAGCGUUUAACUGAAGAAAAGACCCAAGUUGAUCUCGAUGAGAAGCAUUUGGCAGAUGCUCUUGAACCUUUUUCCAAGGAGAAAGAUAAAUUACUGGCUAACUAUAAUGAACUGAAAAUUAGACUCAGCCGUGAGUUUGAGGACCAGGCUGAACAAAAGAGAAGUUAUCAGCAAGAAGCUGAAUCACUUUUCAGAAUGAAUUCUAAGAUCAAAGAGUAUUCUGAUUUAAAGAAAGGAGACAGGUUGAAGGAACUGCAGGAAAAGAAUUCUCUAUCACAGUUUCAACUUCAAAGUUGUGAUACCAGGAAACAGGAAAUUUUAGCUGAGCUAGUCAAAAGCAAAGAUUUAAUGCAAAAUCAAGAUCAGUUAAGAAGAAAAAUUGAUGACAACUUAAAUUAUAGGAAAACAAAGGCUGAAGUAGAUGAGCUGGCACAUGAAAUUGAAACACUGGAAGAAAAUAUAUUGAAGGCUGGUGGGAUCUCCACAAUUGAAACUGAACGCCAGAAACUAUCGCAGGAGAGGGAGAGACUUCUUUCAGAGGUAAACAGAAGCCGUGGAACAAUGUCUGUUUACCAAAACAAUAUUUCCAAAAAUAAGGUUGAUCUUAAGCAGGCUCAAUACAAGGACAUAGAUAAGCGAUACUUUGACCAGCUUAUCCAGCUUAAGACAACUGAAAUGGCCAACAAGGAUCUGGACAGAUACUACAAUGCACUUGACAAGGCAUUGAUGCGCUUCCACACAAUGAAAAUGGAAGAAAUCAACAAAAUUAUUAGGGAAUUGUGGCAGCAAACUUAUAGAGGGCAAGAUAUCGACUACAUUAGUAUUCAUUCAGACUCAGAAGGUGCAGGGACCCGUUCAUACAGUUACAAGGUUCUCAUGCAGACUGGUGAUGCAGAGUUGGAGAUGAGAGGAAGAUGUAGCGCAGGUCAGAAGGUUCUGGCAUCUCUUAUCAUACGGUUGGCACUAGCUGAAACGUUUUGUCUCAAUUGUGGAAUUCUUGCACUGGAUGAACCUACCACAAAUUUGGAUGGACCAAAUGCUGAAAGUCUGGCUGCAGCUCUCGUAAGGAUCAUGGAGGACAGGAAAGGGCAGGAAAAUUUUCAACUAAUUGUAAUCACUCACGAUGAGCGUUUUGCUCAACUGAUUGGUCAGCGCCAGCAUGCAGAGAGAUAUUAUCGUGUCGCCAAAGAUGACCUCUGUGAUGCCCACGAAACGACUGUUCCAAUGAUGGAUAUGACCUUGGAUUUUGUCAUCCCUGUACAGGUUAGGUUGUCUGACAAGAAUGUGUUUUCAAGAAAUGUGAGUGAAGGAAGAAAAAUUAUGACACUCAAUAUGAAGUCCCUGAAAAUAGUUUAG
Messenger RNA from Sphenostylis stenocarpa, 4041 nucleotides. NCBI's taxonomy places the organism in Eukaryota, Viridiplantae, Streptophyta, Magnoliopsida, Fabales, Fabaceae. The record is from the annotation of a GenBank genome assembly.